AUGGCCUCCGAGACCCCCUCUGAACAGUCUCUUCUCAGAGGUGGAGUGGAAAGAGGAGCCCGGCAGCUUCCUCAGGUAGCGAAAGAGCAACGGGAGCAGGGAGGAGGGAAGAGGCACAGAUGGGACCACCCAGCCUCCCUCUGUGUUGAGUGGGGAUGAUGGGGAUCUAAGAGAAGCUCUGUUUUCUUCCUCUUCUUCUUCCAGGCCCUCUUGACCUUUUUGGAGGUGGCUGUGUUUUUCACGGGGGAAGAGUGGGUUCUGCUGGAUCCAGGCCAAAGAGCUCUGUACAAGGAAGUCAUGGAGGAGAAUUAUGAGACGGCGGCCUCUCUAGGUGAGGGUACAUUUUUAUUCCUCUUGGCUGUUAGACGUUGGAAGUGUGAAACUGCUGUUUGAGCCAUUUAUUCAUGGCGUGACUUCUUCUUUGGCGAAUCCUUGUAGUCAAGUCUUCUAUGAACACGGUCUUAAUGGUGUGUCCGUAAGUGACUGUGGAGUCCAAUUCUGGAUCCAUACAUCCUUCCACAGUGGGGACAUGGGUUUCUGGGCGGGAGUUAAUCACAGUUAAGUUUUGCCAAACAUUCUUUCCUCUUAGCUUGUUUCUCCCUUUUGGCCUGAGCUUGUGUUUCUUCAAAGUCCAUGAAGCCUUUGGUAAAGGCUGUUUUCCAGUUGGCACUCUUGCAGGCCAGUGUUCUCUAUGCCUAUACUUCAUUUUUUUAGAUUUGCCUUGAGAGUAUAUUGAAGCCUCUUUUGUUGUCCGGUGUAUCAAUUUCCAUUCUUAAGUUGGGAAUAGAGUAGUUGCUUUUGAAGAUGAUAAUCAGGCAUCCGAACAACAUGACCAGCCCAGCGAAGUUGAUGUUGAAGAUUGUAGUUUAUCACAACGCUGUACUUUUGUCAGUAGGUAACUCUUCAUAAGCUGAUAUUGUGGUAUGAAUUCCCAAAAAAACAACUAAAAAGGGAAACUCUACAAAGAGACUCACGCGUUAAUAAUGGUGGUAUGAGGUUUCCUGGUCCACAUCAUUUCUUAGCUUUUAAUGGGCCAGCAGAUACUUUAUUGUCUUUGCUUCAAAAGAUUAAUAUUUUUGUAUAUUUUUAGAGUCAUAUGAAGUAAUAUCUGUGGUUGCAAACCAUCCUCAGGUUAAGAACUGUUUUGAGUUGAGAACGGACCUCUGGAACGAAUUAAGUUCAUAACCAGAUGUACCACUGUAUUACCACGAACUCCUAUCUCUUGUGGGGGCGCAAUCAGUGACAACGCCUUCUGUCAAGAGUUUGGGUGUAAUCCUUGAUGCCUCUCUUGCUAUGGAAGCACAGGUUGAAGCUACAACAAAGGUGGCAUUUUUCCAUCUCCGCCAAGCUAAGCAGUUGGUCCCUUACUUCUCUUGCCCUGAUCUCGCCACUGUGAUCCAUGCGACAGUCACCUCCAGGCUUGCUCUACGUGGGGCUGCCCUUGAAGCUGACCCUGAAACUCCAGCGGGUCCAGAAUGCUGUGACAAGUCUCCUUACGGGGUCCUCACCGCGGGAUCACAUUCAUCCAGUGCUAUAACAGCUGCACUGGCUCCCAGUGGAGUACAGGAUCAUGUUUAAGGUGCUGGUUUUAACCUUUAAAGCCCUAUAGGCCCUAGAGGGCCUAGGACCCUACCUAAGGGACCACCUCUCCUGGUAUGCCCCACGGAGGACCUUACAGUCUGCAAAUAGUAACAUCCUGGAGAUCCUGGGCCUCAGGGAGAUUAGGCUGGCCAGGACCAGGGCCAAGGCCUUUUCGGCCUUGGCUCCAGUCUGGUGAAACGCUAUGCCACAGGAGAUCAGGGCCCUGUGAGAUUUGACAUCUUUCUGCAGGGCCUGUAAGACAGAGUUGUUCCGCCAGGCCUUUGAUCAGGAUUCAGCCUGACUCUCCUUCUCUUUUUGUAUAAGAACUAGUACAAAAGAGGCUUCUCAGCAUUCUCACAGGCCCAUAUAAGAUCAGCGUACACAGUUGGGCCUGAUGAGCAUUUACUGUUCCCAACGCUAACCCUCUGGAAAGCCAUCGAAUUGGAAAUUAUUUUGAUUCUGACCUGUUUUUAGGACAUAAUAUAAUUAUUGUUUGAUUUUAUAUCAAUGUUAUAUAUUUGAUGUUAGCCGCCCUGAGCCCAGUCUCAGCUGAGGAGGGCGGGAUACAAAUAAAAGUUUAUUAUUAUUAUUAUUAUUGUUAUUAUUAUUAUUAUUACUACUACUACUAAUACAGCACUUAUGUUUUACAUAGUCCACAUAGGAGAGACUCUGAUAUUCAAGUCUGAGCACAUCUCGCUUGGAACAGAAAAUUACAGGGAUGUUGUCCUGGACCAAUUGAGAGGUACAUACUUCCACUUUGCUGUGAGACUGUAACUUUCUAUGUCUCCUUUCAGUGUGUAGGAAUACAAAAAGAUCCCUUUUGGAUCAGAACAAGGGCCCAUCUUUUCCAGCAUCCUGGUGCAGGUUUAGGUGAUGUGAACAGUUUCCUGGAAUGUGUCAGCCAGAUAUUACAGAUCAGGGAGGAAGGAGAAAACUGAAUACAGAGUCGUAGCAAUUUCACAAGAGGUGUAAGAUGGAGAAAGUGUGUCCCUCCAGAGGUUGCCGUACUACAACUCCCAUCAUCCCUGGUCAUUGGCCAUCUUUACUUGGGUUGACGCUACUUAGAGUCCAACCACAUCUGGAGGGUCAUAGAUGCCUCACCUCAGCAUAGAAGGUUUCUCUUGGUGCUCAUUGUUACAUGGGGGAGUUGAAGGUAGAACUGGAUACUAAGGGUUCUUGAGACUAUUUUCAGAUUUCCUUUCCUUUCCUAAAAAUUUGGUACAUAGUAGAGGGAGGAACGCUGGAGGUGUUAAAAUAAGAGUAGGCGCUGAUUGGUCUUGCUGUGUCUUAAGUUCUCUGGUUCUCUUCCUUGAAGACCUAACAAUAUUUUCUUAUCGCCCACGUUAAACCAGGUGAUGCAGAAGGCAAUCAGAAUUUUGAGGAGCCAUCUGUAAAUUACUUCAGUGUGAGUCAACACCUUAGCACACAUCUACAAACUAACACAGAGGAGAAACCAUUUAAAUGUGUGGAGUGUGGAAAGUGCUUCAGACGGAAUGGAACUCUUACAACACAUCUACGAAUUCAUACAGGGGAGAAACCCUUUAAAUGUACGGAGUGUGGAAAGAGCUUCCGUCACAGUGUAUCUCUCACAAAACACCAACAAAUUCACACAGGGGAGAAACCCUUUAAAUGUAUUGUGUGUGGAAGGAGCUUCAGACAGUGUUCACACCUUAUUAAACAUCAACGAACUCACACAGGGGAGAAACCAUUUAAAUGUAUGGAGUGUGGAAAGAGCUUCAGUCACAGUGGAGAUCUUAAAAGACAUCUACAGACUCACACAGGGGAGAAACCAUUUAAAUGUAUGGAGUGUGGGAAGAGCUUCAGUGAAAAUGGAAAACUUAACAUACAUAUACGAACUCAUACAGGCGAAAAACCAUUUAACUGUAUGGAGUGUGGGAAGAGCUUCAGUGAAAGCGGAAAUCUUAGCGUUCAUCAACGAACUCACACAGGUGAGAAACCAUUUAAAUGUAUGGAGUGUGGGAAGUGCUUCAGUGAGAAUGGAACUCUUACAAGACAUCAGAGAACUCACACAGGGGAGAAACCAUAUAAAUGUGUGGAGUGUGGAAUGUGCUUCAUUUGUAGUUCGAGACUUACUGUGCACCAGCAAAGUCAUACCGGGGAGAAACCAUUUAAAUGUUUGGAGUGUGGCAAGUGUUUCCUUCAGUGCUCACACCUUACUAUACAUCAACGAUAUCACACAGGAGAGAAACCCUUUAAAUGUAUUGAGUGUGGAAGGAGCUUCAGACAGUGUUCACACCUUACUAGACAUCAACGAACUCACACAGGGGAGAAACCAUUUAAAUGUAUGGAAUGUGGGAAGAGCUUCAGUCACAGUGGAGGUCUUACAACACAUCUACAGACUCACACAGGGGAGAAACCAUUUAAAUGUAUGGAGUGUGGGAAGAGCUUCAGUGAAAAUGGAAAACUUACCAUACAUGUACGGACUCAUACAGGGGAAAAACCAUUUAAAUGUAUGGAGUGUGGAAAGAGCUUCAGUGAAAGCGGAAAUCUUACCGUACAUCAACGAAUUCACACUGGGGUGAAACCGUUUAAAUGUGAGGAGUGUGGGCAGAGCUUCAGUCGGAAUGGAACUCUUACAACACAUUUACGAAUUCAUACGGGGGAGAAACCAUAUAAAUGUAUGGAGUGUGGGCAGAGCUUCAGUGACAAUGGAUACCUUACUGUACAUCAACGAUCUCAUACAGGGAAGAAACCAUUUAGAUGUAUGGAGUGUGGGAAGUGCUUCAGUCACAGUGGAAACUUGAGACAACAUCAGCGAAUUCACACAGGGGAGAACCCAUAUAAAUGUAUGGAGUGUGGAAAGAGCUUCACUGAGAGUGGAACACUUAGAAAGCAUCAACAGACUCACACAGGGGAGAAACCAUAUAAAUGUAUUGAAUGUGGAAAGAGCUUCAUCUGUAGUGGGACACUUAGAAAUCAUCAACGGACUCACACAAGGGAGUAA
Molecule: messenger RNA, 4546 nt
Organism: Podarcis lilfordi (Lilford's wall lizard)
Lineage: Eukaryota; Metazoa; Chordata; Lepidosauria; Squamata; Lacertidae
Source: the annotation of a GenBank genome assembly